CCCGGGUGCCACCGCCCGCAUCCGCCCGGGCCGGAACGCGCGCCUCACGCUGAGCCCGGGAAGGUCACAGGAGCCGUCGGCCCGGCCCCGCCGGCCCGGCCGCUCCCGAGGCUGCGGCCCUGCCCCCGUGCUGUUGGCGCGGAGCGUCCCCCUGGCAUGGCCCGGGCCUCCCCCGGGGUCUGCUCGGCCCCUGGCUCCUGACCUCACGGGCUGAGGCUCUCCCAGAUGAGGGAAUCGCGGGGCCACGCCCCGGGCAGAUGGUUGCGCCCCGUGGAGCUCCUUCCAGUCUGCCCUUGCGGCUGUUUCCCCGUCGGAGGACGCGAGGCCCCUUCCACCGGGGCGGUACCACCGGGACCCUCGGCGAGGGAGGCGCCGCGCCUGCCUUUCCCCCUUUGUUGGUCUCUCGGCUGCUGGGGGCAUUCCACAACCAAAAACAGGUGACCAGAGGUUUUGCUGGUGGUGUUCAGACAGUAACUUUAAUUCCAGGAGAUGGUAUUGGCCCAGAAAUUUCAGCUGCAGUUAUGAAGAUAUUUGAUGCUGCCAAAGCGCCUAUUCAGUGGGAGGAGCGGAAUGUCACUGCCAUUCAAGGACCGGGAGGAAAGUGGAUGAUCCCUCCAGAAGCCAAAGAGUCCAUGGAUAAGAACAAGAUGGGCUUGAAAGGCCCAUUAAAGACCCCAAUAGCUGCUGGUCACCCAUCUAUGAAUUUAUUGCUGCGUAAAACAUUUGACCUUUAUGCAAAUGUGCGGCCAUGUGUCUCAAUCGAAGGCUAUAAAACCCCUUAUACUGACGUAAAUAUUGUCACCAUUCGAGAGAACACAGAAGGAGAAUACAGUGGGAUUGAGCAUGUGAUCGUGGAUGGAGUUGUGCAGAGCAUCAAGCUUAUCACUGAGGAGGCGAGCAAGCGCAUUGCUGAGUUUGCAUUUGAGUACGCCCGGAACAAUCACCGGAGCAAUGUCACAGCCGUGCACAAAGCCAACAUCAUGCGAAUGUCAGAUGGACUUUUUCUGCAAAAAUGCAGGGAAGUUGCAGAAAACUGUAAAGAUAUUAAAUUUAAUGAGAUGUACCUGGAUACAGUAUGUUUGAAUAUGGUCCAAGAUCCGUCCCAGUUUGAUGUUCUUGUUAUGCCAAAUUUGUACGGAGACAUCCUAAGUGACCUGUGUGCGGGAUUGAUUGGAGGUCUUGGUGUGACACCAAGUGGCAAUAUUGGAGCCAACGGGGUUGCCAUCUUUGAGUCGGUUCAUGGGACCGCCCCGGACAUUGCAGGCAAGGACAUGGCCAAUCCCACCGCCCUCCUGCUCAGUGCUGUGAUGAUGCUGCGCCACAUGGGACUUUUUGACCACGCAGCAAGAAUUGAGGCUGCAUGUUUUGCUACAAUUAAGGACGGAAAGAGCUUAACAAAAGAUUUGGGAGGCAAUGCAAAAUGCUCAGACUUCACCGAAGAAAUCUGUCGCAGAGUAAAAGAUUUAGAUUAAGGCUUCAAAUGGUGUUUGCAUCAGUCGCUCCUAAUGGACACCACAUAAAGUUAUAUUAGAAUACCUCCCAUUAUGUAUGCAUUUGCUUUGCUUGUUUCUUGACAGUACAUUUUUAGAUCUGGCCUUUUCUUAAAAUAUGUACAAAGGAUGCAGGUAAUGUCCCUAGGUCUGCUUUCAAAGGACUUUUUCAAGUGCUUGUUUUAUUUAUUAAAUGUCUGUGUUUACAGUUUAUCAUUUGCCGUUGUUAACCAUUUUACACUAAAGUUAAAACAGUUUUUCCUCAGCUGUAAAUAUCAUGAGACAGAAUUAAUAAGAGAAAACAUCUAACUUUUUAAAGAAAAACUGUUUUCCUUGUUUAUGAAAAAUAUAAUAGAAAUAAAACAGAAUAUUGACAUAACAGCACAAGACAACAUUCUUAUAAAACUAAAUGGGCACAAGAGAAAUUUCCUAGGAAAGUUCACAUCAAAAAAAGGGAAUACAGUAUAUUUCUUAGUGAUGUAGAAUUAGGACAGAUUUUUUUCCUUUACAUGAAUUACUGAAUAUGAAUAAAGUCUUCUGAUCUAAGAAAUAUAUAAUGAGAGAUGUAAUUUUUGUUAAUAAGAUGUAGGUAAUAUAUUUGGUACAAAGACAGAAAUGCAUUAUGUAUGCAAUUAUUUUGUUAUCCUGAGAUUUACUAUACUUUCUGAGAGCUUUUAAUGAAGUGAAGGGGUGGUACUUCCUUUUCAUUGGACACACUAAGCAUCACAGCCUUUGAGCCCCUGGACUGCCACUCUUGAGUCAGACAUGGGAGCUACCAUUGUGUGCAGUUACUCUUCUGCAGCACGCAUGUCACUGUCUGGAAAUUGACCACACUCCAGCUGAUACUGCUAAAAGGCCUGACCACGUAUAUUUUGGCUGCAGUUGAGGAACUGGGGAUGCUGGCUAUUAAUUUUAUAUUUUAACGGCUGGCUUUUCCCUUCCCCAAAGCACCAAAUCACUACCCUCCACCUCAACACCACCAGUACAAGAUGAGAUUGCAGAGACUGGAGCAGACUCAGCCUGAGUGGAUACAUAAAAUUGUGCCAUACUGGGGCUUGGGCUCAGUUUCUGACCUUCAGGCAUCUCCCCUGCCCCUUCCACUCCCUGCCCCAGCAUGAUUUUUCUUAAUCUUUGGGCAGUAAGUUACUGUUUUCAUGAACAGUUACCCAUUGGCCUCACAUCAAAGGUAGCUCAUGCCCUCCCUUGCCCCUUGUGUAACACUGUAACCUGUGGCUUUGCAAAAUGUACCCAGGUCACAAGGGGAUUUCUUAACAACAACAGAUAUCUCUGCCUGGGUUCUUUUUUAGGCUUGUAACCGGACUUAGAAUCUUAGAUGUAUUUUAAUUUCUUUAAGCUGCUGCUUCCUGUGUUUUAUUGGAUUGUGCUAAUUAUCAGUGAUUCUUGGGUUCACACAAAUAAAAGAAUUCCAAAACUGGUUGAGAUA
Messenger RNA from Equus caballus (horse), 2934 nucleotides. It is a transcript of the gene IDH3A, whose product is annotated as isocitrate dehydrogenase (NAD(+)) 3 catalytic subunit alpha. Gene Ontology annotation, molecular function: NAD binding; isocitrate dehydrogenase (NAD+) activity; magnesium ion binding. Gene Ontology annotation, biological process: isocitrate metabolic process; tricarboxylic acid cycle. The record is from RefSeq and is a predicted model, not a curated record. Gene Ontology annotation, cellular component: mitochondrion. Lineage: Eukaryota; Metazoa; Chordata; Mammalia; Perissodactyla; Equidae.